Messenger RNA from Pectinophora gossypiella (pink bollworm), 2319 nucleotides. RefSeq names its product protein masquerade (gene mas). The transcript is spliced from 14 exons. Gene Ontology annotation, molecular function: serine-type endopeptidase activity. Gene Ontology annotation, biological process: proteolysis. The record is from RefSeq and is a predicted model, not a curated record. Bases 54 to 2102 code for a protein of 682 amino acids. Lineage: Eukaryota; Metazoa; Arthropoda; Insecta; Lepidoptera; Gelechiidae.
GCGGUCGCGCCAUGCGCCAACGCAUACGGUCUGAGUGAAGUUACAGUGCCGCCAUGAGUGUGACACGCGCGAGUAUCGCCCUCCUGCUCCUCGCGAGCCUCUCGCCCCUCCUCGGACAGGACGACUCCUUCGCCAGCUCUUUCCUCUCCGGUCUCCUGGAUACCCUGGACACGCAGGUGGACGCCAAGAACUGCCCGGGGGUGUGCAUGCACGCGCUGGCCUCGCUCAUCUGCUCCAACGUGCUCGACGAGGUCGAGUGCCCCAACCCUAGCAUGAAGUGCUGUGUCGACGAACCCCUCGGUAACGACACAUUGGUGACAACGAGGCGGCCGUUCACCACGCGCUAUACGACUACGGAGGCGGACGAUGAGGAGGAAGCAACGACGCGUACGCCACACCACGACAAAUAUAAAGACAGUGGCAACAUCGCAUGUCCGGGGGUAUGCGUGGAGGCACGUCUCACGCAAUACUGCGAGGCAUACCUGACCUCGCACGACCUCUGUGUCCCGGGUCGGCUGUGCUGCGUCUCUAAAGAUGGCUACGGAGACAAGCCCCCUCCAGACCUCGUCGUGCCUAAUGAGAAGAAGCAUUCCACUAAGCGGCCUACUACUGCGCUCACGACGACCCCUCCAUCCAAGCAGAAGCCAGGUCGGAAAUGCCGAGGAGACUGCAUCAGCGGUCUAUUCGCUCUGCUGUGCGACCACGUGGAUGAGGAUGCUUCCUGUCCUGGAGAUGCCACUUGCUGCCUCACCGAGCCCAAGAAUGUGGAGACCACUACUAGAAGACCCAGCACCACGCCCCGGCCUACUACUCCAGCGCCGCUGCCGCGCUGCCCGGGCUACUGCCUGCUGAACAUUAUGGCAGCCUUCUGCGAGCGGCCGGCCGUCCUGCUUGCGCACACGCACUGCAAGCUCAGUGGCUCCAUCUGUUGUGAUAACACCAGAGUGCCCCCGCGCACGAGCACGCGGCCCACGACGACCACGACGACCACGUUACCACCGCCGCCGGCGGACCCGCGCCCAGACUGUCCCGGUUCUUGCAUCGUCUCGCUGCUCUCCUUCACUUGCUUCCGCAACGCGGAGAUGACAGAUGUGUUCAAGUGCAAGAAGGCGGGUACGCAGUGCUGCGCGCCGAAGUCCAAGGUUCACGAGGUGCUGGGCAUCAAGGAGAAGAAUGACUCCUACCCGCUGGCCACUAGCGCCGCCACUCAGUACACCCACUACACCACCGUCGCCACCCACACCACGCCUAUGCCCCCUUACGAGCCUAACUACGGGUCCACGCUGAGGGUUCCAGAGAAGUAUAACAAAUACGUGUGUGGAGUCAAAGGCACAUCCUCGCGUGCGGCCAGGCGUGCUGGGCGCGUGAUGGGCGGCGAGGAUGGCGAGCGAGGCGAGUGGUGUUGGCAGGUGGCCCUCAUCAACUCCUUAAACCAGUACCUGUGCGGAGCCGCGCUGAUCGGUACACAGUGGGUGCUCACCGCUGCUCAUUGCGUCACCAACAUUGUGCGAUCAGGAGACGCGAUCUACGUGCGGGUGGGCGACCACGAUCUGACCAGGAAGUAUGGCUCUCCGGGCGCCCAGACUCUGAGGGUGGCCACAACGUACAUACACCACAACCACAACAGCCAGACCCUCGACAACGACAUCGCGCUGCUUAAGUUACAUGGCAAGGCGGAGCUCAAAGAAGGCGUGUGCCUGGUCUGCUUGCCCGCGCGGGGAGUGAGCCACGCGGCUGGAAAGCGAUGCACUGUCACUGGAUACGGAUAUAUGGGAGAAACGGGCCCAAUCCCUCUGCGCGUGCGCGAGGCGGAGUUGCCGAUCGUGUCGGACGCAGAGUGCAUCCGCAAGGUGAAUGCUGUCACAGAGAAGAUUUUCAUCCUGCCAGCCAGCUCCUUCUGUGCCGGCGGCGAGGAAGGCAAUGACGCCUGCCAGGGCGAUGGAGGUGGACCGCUGGUGUGCCAAGACGACGGGUUCUACGAGUUGGUGGGGCUGGUGUCGUGGGGCUUCGGCUGCGGCCGCCGCGACGUCCCCGGCGUCUACGUCAAGGUGUCUUCCUUCAUCGGUUGGAUCAACCAGAUCAUCUCUGUCAACAACCUAUAGCGGCGAGACCGUGUUACUUUAGCUUAGGGGUACAGUCGGUAGAGUUGGAAUUGCAAAAGUUAUUGCUAUUUUAUGAGUCAAUGACGUAGUGAACGAAGGUAACCAUAGCGAGUCUUCUGACGUCGAGUCUGUUGACUUCGAUUCUGUUGACGUCGAGUCUUCUGACGUCGAGUCUGUUGACGGCGAGUUUUCUAACGUCAAGUCUGUUGACGGCGCG